AUGGCUGCUUUCGUUGGUCCCUUCAGAAGACAGAACCUCAGAAAGCUCUUGGGAAAUUUCUUGCUAACCAAGCCUGAAGAGAAUCAAGACAAGGCCCCAACAGUGCUUGACCUUGACACUCUGGAGAGAUUCUUGAUAGCCGAACCCCAACGCAUACGCCGACAGAGCUAUGUCGAGGCUUUUGAAAACAAUCGAGAUAUUUUCAAGAGCAUAAGAGAUGCCUGUGGUAACCUAGGUGAGCUGCCAGAUGAACUGUUACAGGCAGGGUUCUACGGCCUUCUCCUUCUUGGAAGCCGAGAACAGCUCAGCUUUCUUCUCGGUUCCCUCACCGAUCCCACUCAGACACCGCAAUUGAGGAAAGAGAUCGUUGAAGACGAUCUGCUUCCCGCAAUCCAGUCAAUACCGACCUUGAGCAAGAUUUGUCACAAUUUGCAGGAUCCCGAUGUGAUCCCAGUCGCCAAACCAAACCGGUCUGACGACCCAAAACACAAGGCCCUCAAACGAGAUGGUGAAGUUUGCGUAAUUACGCGUACACCAAACCCCGAGGUGGCCCACAUCUGGCCAUAUGCUGCGAUGGGAAAGCGCUCAUCAACAACAUCGUGCUUGGGAGUUUUGGCACCAUACCUGGGAGAUUACGCCCAAAAUCUUGUCGAGAAGAUUGGAGAGGAAGGCGAAAAGAUCGACCAUGUCUCCAAUAUGCUCUGUCUGAGUCCGACGAUGCAUGACUGGAUGUCGCGGGGCUACUUCAUUCUGGAGCCCUUGAGUCCGCCUGUCUCAAGACCCGCACCACCCCGCGAGUCGACAACGCGGCAAAGCAGCAGACACCAGAGAGUCGAGUGGUACAUUCAACUCAGAUUUGAGUGGUUAGAGAAAACAUCCAUUCCGCAUAUGAAAUCACCCAUAUCCUUCGACACGACAAUCCGCGCACUUGUCAUCGACCCCCAUAAAGCUCCAUUGCGAGCUUUCAACGCCAACACAUCGCGCCCUAUCGAUACUGGCGACAUGAUAGAGAUCACUGCGGACAGGUUUGAGGACCUGCCUGACUUCGACAUCCUGAAAUUGGUGACCGAUUUAACCCGUAUUCGAAGUAUUGUCGGAGCCGCGGAGCCUCCCCCCGAGACACCGACCGCUAGCUCGAGCUCCAGCGAAGGAGUACGGAAUAUCGUGGAAGGGUUGGAAUCCAUUUCUAUUGGGAAUCAACCAGAAGAAAAAGAAAAGUCUGGCUCGCCUCCCCUGAGACGCUUCCGCAACUUGGUUAGUUCGGUUCCCACCCGCCGACAGCAGCAACGUUCUUCAUCUUCUGGCACCAGCAGCCAGGGGUUUCGAAGACGGUUGGGAAACAUUGCACAAGGCUCUGUUCGCUUGGUGCGAACCAUCAGUCGCAGGGCGCUCAGGUCUGACGAUGACGCACCCAGUGGCGAAGAGGGUCAACCCGACCGACCUGAGCCUCGCCCAACGACCCCUCCGACUGCCGUCCCAGAGACUGCCCCACAGAUAUCCUCUGAAUUUAUGGAAGGACUUCCUCGCAUUGGUUUCAGCGAGUCUUAUGGUAGUCUCGUCGAGGGUCGAGGCAGCAUCAGGUCGCACCAGAGUAUUGAGUCACAUUGA
Colletotrichum higginsianum IMI 349063 is the source of this 1608-nucleotide messenger RNA. Its product is annotated as Integral membrane protein. The record is from RefSeq and is a predicted model, not a curated record. The coding region runs from base 1 to 1608 and encodes 535 amino acids. Lineage: Eukaryota; Fungi; Ascomycota; Sordariomycetes; Glomerellales; Glomerellaceae. The transcript has 3 exons.